AGACUUGAAACACGGUUUAGUCUUUAUAUAAACUUUAAACAGAUUUGACCUCUUUUAAUAUUUUUGUAGGAAAUUAAAUUCAACAUUUUCUUUAAACAAAAUGAAGAUUUUCUUUUUUAUAACCGUUUUCUUUGUUAUUGCUUCAAUUAACGCUUUACCAUCAACAACAAGGGAAAAGCGUCAAUCAAAUACAUUCCAAUCGUGUUUUGAUGCCUGCAAAGAUUUCACAACAAGAGAAUACAAUCCAAUUUGUGCUUCUGAUGAUGUAACUUAUAAUAAUCGGGGUGCUUUUAAUUGUGCCCAACGUUGUAAUGAAGCUUUAACUAUUUCAUUUUUUGGUACUUGCCAACCUUUGUAAAGAAAACCUUUUUUAUACAUUAAUUUCAAACUCCUAAUUAUGUGUUAUAUGGAAAUAUUGAAUUUUAUGGAAAUAAAUUGAUAAAGUAAAAGAGAA
Onthophagus taurus is the source of this 454-nucleotide messenger RNA. The record is from RefSeq and is a predicted model, not a curated record. NCBI's taxonomy places the organism in Eukaryota, Metazoa, Arthropoda, Insecta, Coleoptera, Scarabaeidae.